AUCCUCCACCCAAAAGGGACUCAAGAACCCAUCUAACCUGGGUGCAGGGUCUCACGCCUAUAAUCCCAAACUGGGAGGCUAAGGCAGGAAGAUUGCUUCAGGCCAGGAGUUUGGGACCAGCCUGGACAACAUAGUGAGACCUCAUCUCUACAAAAAAGAUUUUUUUUUAAUUAGCCAGGUGUGGUGGUGCACACCUGUAGUCCCAGCUACUCAGGAGGCUGAAGCAGGAGGUUGAAGCUGCAGUGAGCCAAGAUUGCACCACUGCACUCCAGCCUGGGUGACACAGUGAGACCCUGUGUUUAAAAAAAAAAAAAAAUCAAAUCCAGUUUUUUCUUUUUCUGAGGGAUAGAGGCCCAGAGAGGCUUGAAGACUUCCUCAUUGCCACCCAGCAGGCUAGGGGACUAGCAGAACUUGAGCUUAGUUUGAGAGCCCUGACCCAGCGCUCCCACCCCCAGCACUGGGCCAGGCUGCAGCAGAUGCUGGCUUCUCUGUCCCUGGCAUUACCAGGGCCCUUCCUAGAAGCCCGGCCAUGCCACAUAGGCACCUUCAACAGAGGCAAUCCAGCCAUGGCCUGGUGGUUAUGAUUGGAGCUUUUUCCUUUAGGGGCAGGAGCAGCAGCAACCUAGGUCCCUGGGCACUGUCCUAGGACCCAUGUUGAAAAGGGUUGUCCAUCCUCCUUCCCUUUCCCCAGCCUCCUCUCUCCCUCUUACUCUCCUACCAUUGUCAGCCAGGGCUCGGUAUCAGUCCUUCACACUUUACUUAAUGUGGGAGCAACAGUGAACGUUUCUAGACGUCUAAAGUCACUCUAUCAGUCAACCACGCUGACAGCUCAACUUGGGGAACAAACUCCUGCCUAGGCUGCCACAUGUCAAGUUCUCGUAGUUGCCAGGAGGGGGUACUCCUGACAACCGAUAACAGCCUUGGGGUUUUUGUCAGCUGCCAUGGUGCUGGCCAUGCCUACAGUAUCUCAACCUUUCAACUCGUGGAGGGAGGCAUUUUUAUUAUUGUCAUUUAGCAGAUCAAAAAACCGAGGCUUAGAGCUGUGAAAUGACGAGCCCAAAGUCACAGCUAUUAGAUGGUGGCAGCAGGCUUCAGAAAGAGGCAGGAAGCCUCCAGAGCCACUCAGUCCCUACACUCUCCUCACAAAACAGCCCAGCUGGGCAGGUAAGCAGGAAGGAGCUAAGGGCAAGAAUUCCAAGGAAAGGGUGCUUAGGUUCAGAGGCUAAGAUGAUUCUCUUUUUUCUGGCUCCUGUGUUAGUGAACAUCUGAAGCCAUACCCUGGUUCUCUAGAAUGUUGGGGUUGUUUCCCAAUAUCAACUCUCAGGUCAAUAAAGAGAAAAAUUAACAACUAGAUUUAGCAUAUUAGGCAGAGGCAGUAAAUAUUAGAACAUUUAGACUACUGCCCAAGAGCUCAUAAACUAGCCUGUGAGUUUAACCUGGGCUCUGGCUGUGCUGUGUUAGACCAGAACAAAAGUUUUCAAAGUAUUAUGAUCACUUUUUGUUUUAGAGACAGGGUCUGGCUCUGUUGUCCAGACAUAAUCAAGAUCAUGGCUCCCUGCAGCCUUGACCUCCUGGCUCAAGUGAUCCUUCUAAGUAGCUAAGACCACAGGUGUACGCCACCAUGCCUGGCAUUUUUUUUUUUUUUUGGUAGAACCAGAGGUCUCUCCACGUUGCCCAGGCUGGUCUCAAACUCCUCGCCUCAAGCAAUCCUCCCACUUCAACCUCCAAAGCAUUGGGAUUACAGGCAUCAGCCGCUAUGCCUGGCCUCAAAGUACCAUUAAACAAACAAACAAAAAAACUUACAUAGAUCACUUCUCGGCCUUUUGUCUAAGAUCAAGGGUAAAAAACCUUAGGUAAGACAUGCACUUGCUGCAUCCUCGUCCUUCUCCAUCAUAUUAGAUCAGGUCUUAGUUACCAUUAUUGUCACCCGCUGUAAACAUUUUGAGUUUACAUUCAACUCAGUGAGUCACAAUCCUGAAAGAAGAUUCUGAUUUAAUGGGUCUCAGGUGGCAACCCACUAUGGUAUGCUUUUAAAGCUCCUAGGCCUUUCUAAUGAGCAGGCAGGCAGAACUAGGGAAGCGUAGCCCCACCCUCACUGCUCUGGCAGGCCUGUCUUGGCUCCACUGAGUUUGAAGCACUGAAGGACCCAGGACCAGGCUCCAGGACUCCUGACAGGUUCAGAGGGCAGGUUUGGGGGUGGAGGCGCUCCUCUCCCAUUCUCUCCUGUUCAGGUCACUGAGGCGAGCUUCACUGCCUGAGUUCCUGGCAGAGUGUUCUCUACCCAAAACCUUUCUGUAGGGUGAGCUCACCCUGGAGGUUUGGGUUUUUUGAGGUUUCUUUGAAAUCCUCUCCUGGCUGGUCCCCUGGGGUCAAGAUCAGGAUUUGGGCCAGGCAGGACACGGAGUGGGGGCGGGGAACGGGCGCAUGCAGGCUGGGCCCCCAGAGCUGCACAGUAACUGCUUUGGAGGGAGGAGGAGAGCCUGGCAGAGAGGCUUUUGUAUUUCGUGGCCUGGCGUACCCGGUUUCCAGGGCAACCAUGGACACCAAGGUUCUGUUAGAGGUGGAAGCUAAGACCAGAGGAUAGCCAAUUGACAUCCAGAGCCCAGCUACCUGGGCCAAUGGGAAGUGGAGGUGGGCAGUGGGGCUGGGAGGGAUCUGAGACUAAGAAGUGCAGAGAUCUGGGCGAGUUGGAGUCCCCCUGGCUGUCAGGUUCAGCAGAAGCAGGGCCUGUUCCCCGCAACUCCUGCUCGGAAGGUCGUAGCAGGACCCUCAUAGCUGCCAGGUCUGCAGAGGCAGGAGAGCCUGGAAAGCUGAUCACAGAUGCCUCUGCUCUGAAUGGAGUUCCUCCGGACCAGGGUUCCCAGGGAGGGGUGUGGCACCUUGGGGAGGGUCAGCCCUGUGGCCCUGCUGGCUGCCCUCAAGGCCAAUGCCCUUUCUUGGCAUCCCCUGUCACUGCUUCUCCGUGUGCAGAAAUCACCAUGGACAACAGCCUCCUAGCCAUAGUCGUGGCCACCGCCUCAUCUGCAGUGUUCAUCAUGGCCAUCCUGCUGCUGCUACUGCACCAGCGCGAGCCCCAAUGCUGCCAGGUCCUCUGCACCUGCCACUUCUUCUGGAGUCCCAGCCAACAUGACUGCCCGCCUCCCUACCUCAGCACCAUGGGACACCACACUGAAGUCCAGCCAGUGGAAAGGAGCCAAGAGUUCCAGGGGAUACAGGGCGCCCACGGGGGUGAGGUAUUCUGUGUGGGGCUGCCCAGGAGUCACCAGCUGCCCCUGUGGCAGCCAGCUCGUCUGCCCAGCUAUGAGAGUGUUCGAAAGAAGGACCGGCAGCAGCAUAUUCACCAGCUGAUUGCACAGAGCUUCGGGCUCUGGGCCUGCAGAGAGCUGCCACCAAGCUAUGAGGAAGCCAUAAGGUCACCAACUGCACCAGCGCCCAGCUGUGGCUCUACUUGGCCAUCCCAGGAAGCAGCCACCUGCCCUGCUCAGGGAAGCACCACAGUGUAGGAGGGAGCAACCACCUCUGUCCUGCCCUUGCCCUUUCUCCAGGGGACUGGAAGGGAGAGCACUGAGCCUGUGGAGACAGCCCUUAUCAAUCUCCCCUGCCUAAAGACUACCCCAGCUGGGCCUUGGUAAAUGAUGUCCCCAUACAGGGUGCCAAAGUAAACCCCACAAAUCCCAGGUCUCCUCUGCCAAGGAUCUGUAGGAAGAGGGGAAUCCGGGGUCAUGUCCUGGGAAAACAAGAUGACGUGUUCAAGACCGAACUCCAGAACUGGGAGGCUUCUCUGACCUCCAGCCCUGGAGUGCCUGCCUUCAAGGCAGAGUCGAAUCCCUGAAAGGAAGCCACUGGACCCACAAGCCCCUCUAUGGGGCUGUAGCCAAUACCACCUACCUCCAACAGCCAGGAGUGACCAUCUAAACACGAGAUUUUCUGGUCCCUCCACUCAAAGCCAAGCCUCUAAAGGUCCUGGCUGGGAUGACAAUGAAGGCCUGGCCCCAGCCCACUCUAAGCCCUCACCAAGUAUUCCUGAAGCCAGAUUCUUCAUCGUUUGAGAUAAACCAAGAACUAGAAAAGAA
Molecule: messenger RNA, 4073 nt
Organism: Callithrix jacchus (white-tufted-ear marmoset)
Lineage: Eukaryota; Metazoa; Chordata; Mammalia; Primates; Cebidae
Source: RefSeq, a predicted model, not a curated record